UCACGUAAAAUCGUUUUCUAGAAGUGACAAAAAUUGACCUACUAUUAUGACAACAAAAUGAAAUGUCGUGUUGAAUAAUUAAUCGGGUAGCACAUUUAUAGACUUUAUUUAGCUGUUGGAGGCUGUUAACUGUGAUUUAACUGAGUGUCUAAUGCAGAGAGGUGAGCAGCUGAGAGAGUUGUUAUUGAGCUUCCCUAAUCGGAUUAUCUGACCUGAGAGGACGUGACAUGUUCGGCGGAGGCCACUCAUUCUUCUGCCUCUUUUACCUUUUCUUUCUCUCGCUCUUUUUGUACUGAAAAUGCCUCUUUUCAUAAACCGGGACCGAAUAUUUGCUCAUCAGGUCCAUCUGCUGGAGCACAAGCUGAGGAGCAAAGAAGAGCGAAUACUAGAACUGGAGACGCAGAAUGCGAUUCUUCAUUUAAGGCUUGCAGAGUGUCUGGAGAAGCUGCAUCAUGAACAUGAAGAGGAGACCGUGGCCCAGAACCUUCAGCUGCAGCAGAGAAAUGCACAGGACUUAACCCGAACAGCUCUUGUCAAACUCCUGUCUGAGGUCCAGGUUUUGAAACAGGACCUGAGUGAGGUAUUUGCAGUGUUUGUGAGUUUUUCCACCGAGCUGGAGGAGCAGAGCAAGCAGCUACUGGAGAAAGUAGAACGAGCCAGCAUUUCCCUAAAUGGUCACCAUGGUGACAAUGUCCAGGACCUGCAGGCCCGUGUUGCAGCUCUGGAGCGCUCUCUGGAGGAGGAGAAGGAGCGGUCCGGGGCCGAGAGGCAAAGGAGGAAAGAAAUUCACAACACGCUGGUGGAGCUGAGAGGGAACAUCAGAGUUCACUGCAGGGUGCGACCAGUUCUACCUUUCGACAAUAUCCAGUCCUUGACGUCUGGGUCUAGGCCUGCAUCAUCAGAGCAAGUGGUCUAUGCGAUUAGUGAUGACACAGUGAUGGUGAAUUGCCAGAAGCCAGGGAUGUCGGUGCAAAACAGGAUUUUUGAGUUUGAGAGGGUGCAUGGACCAGAGGAUUCCCAGGAUGUUGUAUUUGAGGAAGUCAAGCCCCUCCUUACAUCCCUACUGGAUGGCUAUAAUGUUUGCAUCAUGGCGUAUGGACAGACAGGGAGUGGAAAGACUCACACCAUGAUGGGAUCCCGUUUGCCAGAAGAAAACUCAACAACACAGCAGGAUGCACAGCAGGGUAUUAUCCCCAAGGCUGCUGCUGAGCUGUUUCGGCUGAUUUCAGAGAAGCCUGAACCCAGCCACACAGUGGAGGUGUCAGUGAUAGAAGUGUACAACAAUGAGUUGUUUGACCUGCUGGCUAAAGAUGAGCAGGGAAACGUGGUCGGCCAGCGCAGGGACGUCAUCACCACCUCCUCUGGUACCAGCCAGGUCCCGUCCCUGACAUACGAGCCAGUGUGUAACGCCUCUGAGGUGAUGCAGAUCAUCUGCACCAUUCUGAAACUCAGGACUCGUUGUCCCACCCUGGUCCACGCUGAAUCCUCACGCUCUCACCUCAUUGUUACGCUCACUAUAUCCUCCAAGAGUCCCAAUGCACUGGCCCUGACCCGCAGGUUACAGAGUGCCAAGAAGGACAUGCUGCACUCCACCAUGAAGGAUAGGUGGAGUCCUCGUUGUCGCCGUGCCAACCCCGCUGCCCAAAACUCACUCUCCACAAGCCCCGCCUCCUCUCCCUGCCUUUCACCGCUGGAUUCCCCGUGUCCUUCCCCCCGGCAGAGUAUCUCACAGACUCCAUUCAGGACGAGGCUGCAGCUGGUGGAUCUGGCAGGGAGUGAGUGUGUUGGUAUGUGUGGAGCCACAGGUGGUGCACUGUGGGAGGUGUCCUGUAUAAACCGCAGCCUUUGUGCUCUGUCUGACGUCCUGGGAGCUCUGGCCGAGCAUAGGCCUCACAUCCCGUACAGGAAUAGUAAACUGACUCAUCUACUUCAGGAUUCUAUAGGUGGGGAUGCCAAGUUGUUGGUGAUGCUGUGUGUGUCUCCCACGCAGCGCUUCAUCAGCGAGUCCCUGCAGUCUCUGGGACUGGGUACCCGGGCCCGUCAGGUCCAGAAGGAGCCACCUCGAAGGAAGAGCAACACCCUCAAAGUUAAGUGACGAAACUGAGACAGAUUUCUUGAUUUUUCAAAUGCUGCAGCAGCGUAAACCCUUCAUCAGUCAGACCAACAGAGCAGAUGUGAGUCUUUCAGAUGACGUAUGAGUUGUUACCUGAAUAUUAACUGUAUAAUUGUAUCAGUGAGAUGGAAUUGAAAAAGUGCUGAGCCUUAUAUGAGAAAUGACUAUAACUUACAGCAUUUACUAGACAUUUUUUACUUAUACAUAUAUUAUAUUUGCUAUUUUUAUUAAAGGGGGGAUAAUGUGGUUUUGACCGCAUUGAUUGUAUUUGCUUUUAAUUAAAUCGUUGUGUUCCAAUGUAAAACAGCUGCAGAAUCAAACAUUCUUGUGUCAUUAAUCCUGGCAGUUGUUUUAAGGCUGAUAAUUAAGUGCAAAUGUCCUCUUAUCCAACACCAGUAUUCAGACGAUGAAAAUAGUGAAUAGUGUCAUAUUGUAAAGCAAUAGUGUUUUUUCUGAGGUGAUGUA
Solea solea (common sole) is the source of this 2578-nucleotide messenger RNA. It is a transcript of the gene kif25, whose product is annotated as kinesin family member 25. Bases 299 to 2095 code for a protein of 598 amino acids. Gene Ontology annotation, molecular function: microtubule binding; microtubule motor activity; ATP hydrolysis activity. The transcript is spliced from 15 exons. Gene Ontology annotation, cellular component: kinesin complex; microtubule. Gene Ontology annotation, biological process: microtubule-based movement. The record is from RefSeq and is a predicted model, not a curated record. NCBI's taxonomy places the organism in Eukaryota, Metazoa, Chordata, Actinopteri, Pleuronectiformes, Soleidae.